GAUGAUCGGACGUGAUCAGCCAUCUUACUCAUUUCAAGAAACCUGUCUGAUAACAUACAUCAAAUUAGCGAUAAUUCGUAGUAAUCCGUCGCUGCCGUGAAACUACAGCAGCCAUGAUUUAUAGAAUUAUAUAUUCCUUACUUUUAGCAUCUAGCUGGCUAGCGAGUAGCGCAAGUCCGACCUCUCUCGAUUCCAGUCCCUCAUCCCAAGACGACACAAAAUACCAGCUAAAAGGACAUGAAUCUCCUCGACUCUUUACUGAACCCUUGGGUUACGGUUCAAUACUUCAGUCUAGCGAGUAUUAUUCCUACGAGGCCAAGCACGGAUGUCAGUGUGCAAUGUUCCUGGUAACGAAUUCUGAGUGGCUGCCGCAACACAAAGUCUUCGCCACAGGCGAGCAAUAUCCUGUCAACUGUUCCUUGCCCAGUGAAGCUCAUGAAGAUUGCCGAAAGGCGUGUCAGGAAGAGAACACGAGCGUGACGCGCGUGUUCCAACUUCACCCCGAAGCCUUGUACAUGUAUCCUCCUUCAUCGGCCACCCCGUGCACGCUGCUGCCCGCUGCCACCGCCACCUUCUACCAGGCCUGCGGGGAGCAGUGGUCGCCGCUGCCGCUGCCGUCUUUCAUGCACGUUUGCUGCCAUCCUGAGACGGGCGCACCUGCGUGGUGCGAUUCCAUCCCUGACGAGCUUUUCACCCAACGUAAUGGGUAUGGGCAAGACUUGGGCAUUGAAGACCGCGGCUUAGACCUGGAAAAAAGCCCCGACGACGCAGAGAACAACGAGAUAGAGGGAUCGACUAAGCCUGAGAAGCUAGAUAAUGACAUCUUGAGUGGUGGCGCUGAACGGUCAUGGCUGAAGUAUGUACUGAACAUCUUCGGGUACAACAGCCUUGGAGAGAUGGUGCAAGGCUUCGAUAUCUUCUCCCUACCUCAGAGACUCAGACACGCCGUCAAGGACUACCGAGACGAGGUAGGCAUGGGCCAGUGCUACAUGGAGUAUACGACCUACUCCAUCUUCACCAAAGGCGAGAACCCCUUUGAGGCGUUUAUGCGCUCUAAACGAUCCGUGAGCGACGACCCAGACUUGAGCUUUUCACUGGAUGGUGAAGAGGUGGACGCGGCCGUAAAUUCUGCGCCGGAUGAAGAUUACAGGAACACAAAAUAUUCCAGUGGAGAGUCGAAGAAAGCUCAGAUCGAGACCAUCAAGUCAUUGGUUGGGAGUCUGGUGAACAUGUUAGAUCAGUCGGAGAGCACCAAACGCUAUGCAGUCGUCAUAAGACAGCUACUGCCUGUCGUCACGCGCGUCUAUGCAGCCGAAGACCCACAACAAGCUGUGCAUACGCUCGUGUCUUCCGUGCUCGGACCCUACCUCGAGAAGAUUCAAACCCGCAAACCGAAGCCUGGCGACAGCCACAAAAUUUCCGAGAAGAAAGAUAAGUUGAAGUCAUCAAAGCCAUCGAUUCCUGAUCCACCAUCACUGGAUGACGCGAUUACCGAAGCUGGAGAUGACGCUGAACCUUCACCCAUAAGCACCAUCUUAUUGAACCUCGUGCGCCAGUACAUGGGAAUUUACUUCAACACGUUGACCGGAUCGUCUCCUAAUAAAAUCGUAAACGAAAACUUGAUAGAAGAAAAAGUCGAAGAUGAGAUCAGAGUACCGUCGAAAAAGCCACCUUCGCGACCAGCGGCGUCGUUUGACUGGAUGAGGCUAUUGAACCUAUUUCUUGGUGGACCUGGACAAGCAAAUCCCCGUCCUACGACUACCAAGGCUACAACGACCCCCGCGCCCGUCAUCGAUGAGAAGAAAGAUGACGUCGCUGCAGCGGAGCUGGUCCGGCCCAGAGACUUUGUAGACGUGAUACUUGAAAUUAUCCGGCCUGUGUUCAUCAGCAUACUCGGCAAGGCCCCUGGAGACAGCGGCGUGGAAAACAUCAGGGAGAUUUCUCGCCUCAGCGUCCUGGGGCGUGUCGACGAUACCGUCGCGGCGAAUGUUUUGUCACCGUACUUCUGUCUGAAGACAUACGGCGUCAACAAAGCUUGGUCGCUAACGGAACGAACCUUAAGAAGCUUCGCUGCCUCGCUUACGCCUGAAGAAAUUGAAACAGUGAGAGCGUUACUGGCGUGAUAACAACAUUUAUUUUUGUCAGAAGAUUUAUGAGGAGAUUGAAUAGUUCGCUGGAACAAUUAAAUAAGGCCCAUCUUUCGAUUUAACGACCCUAUCCAGGGAGUAAGAAAUACACUACGAGGUGUACAUUUUUUUCCUGUUUUGGCCGGUGGUGUUCCAGACCGCGGAACCGAUUUCCCGGAAGCUUCUUAAUUCCGAAGCUGAAUGAUCAUAAACUCAGUUUUAUAUUCACAGCUGGAAUCCCAUGAAAAGAUGCUACAGCUAUCAAUUGAAUUGGGCUCAUGUGGGGAUACUGCUGUUAAAUUGAAAGCAGCAAGUUAAUUUGUAAGGAAAUAUGUUCGCCCAUUUUCAACUUUUUGAUCACGUUUUGUCAUUUGUCAAUUUUAUAAUUAAUCAAUUACAGCGUAAAUUUGAUGAUUCCAAUUACCGUUACUGAUUUUCUUCAAUGAAAUUGCCAUUAGAGGUAAUUUAUUUUUACUGCUGUUAUUUGACUAGUGCCAACGAUUCGGUGUGCGUGCGUGACGUAUGCGUUUUAAUUUAAUUCUAGAUGCAGGAUUGAUGAAGAUGGACUGUGUAUAGCCGACUAUUAGGCUCACCUAUAUUUUAUUAUUUAUUACCUGUUAACUUCACUAAAACUGUUAGCGCUCUAGUUUUAUAAUUUUCAGCAGUCAUAAAUACCGUGGUUCGUCUCAAGCUGUUAAGAGACCACCUCUAAAAUUAAAUUUUUAUCACCUAAUUUAUUACGAUAGACGUUAUAAAAUUGGUGUUUCUUCACAACAUUUCCGAAAGUACCACAAAUGAAAUUUAUUUAGAGUACUGCCAUGUUAAAGCUUCACCCUGAGUGUUAGAUUGUUUUUUCUGUCAAGGACAGCUUUAUGAAGGCUCAGUAGUCGUAAAUUUCAUUUUAAAUCAAGAACAACAUUUUUUAGAAUAUAGUCGACGAGAAAUGUUUUUCGAGCUUAUCAAGUACAUUACCUUAAGCGGACCUUAAUUAUUGAAAUGAUUUAAUGACUCUUGAUAUAAUACCAAUUAUAGUAUAGUUGGCAUGUUAAUACUUAUAAUGUCGUCUAUUGAAAGUGAUAGCUUCAUAUUGUGAAUCUAAACUAUUUUCGAGAUUUACAAAUCCGAGAUAGUUCGUUUAUAGAUCCUAUUUGGAUCUACAAUUAUGUUUAAUGUACGGUAUUAUUUUGAAACAUAUCACAUAUCCAUUCUUGUAUCGAGUACGAUGUUGCCUUAACGAAUGACUACCAGUUUCUUCCUGAUGAUGUAUAACCUCCACCCUUGUCUCGAAGCUUGCAAGCUACCGUAAUUUGAACUUCUCGAUUUUUCAUAAAUCUUGCCGAUCUUUAAAGUCUUGAAAUUCCGGUAGUAAUUUAUUUAUGAACAUCCGUGAUACGCUUGCACCUCGUUGAGCGUGUAGAUUCUAAAUAUUCUUAAAUAUCACUGAAGAAAAACUUGUGAUGGUAAUAGAGAUCAAUUGAUCAAUUAUACAUGAACUAAGUUUAUCAAUUAAGAUAAAAUCUUGUUCCGGGCCUUGUUUAGGUCGUAAGUUGAGGAGAGACAUUUCGUUGUGAAACCGAGAUUUUGUUUGUUCUCGUUAUGCAUUCAGACACUCUUACUAUAUAUUUAUUUAAAUUAUUACUUAGUAUUGACAUUUAUUAGUAAAAUAUACCUACUGACUAUGUUUCACUUCCUAUGU
Hyalella azteca is the source of this 3822-nucleotide messenger RNA. RefSeq lists its product as uncharacterized. Bases 114 to 2123 code for a protein of 669 amino acids. The record is from RefSeq and is a predicted model, not a curated record. The transcript has 11 exons. NCBI's taxonomy places the organism in Eukaryota, Metazoa, Arthropoda, Malacostraca, Amphipoda, Hyalellidae.